UCCAUCUCUUUCUUCCUCAACUCACCUCAUUCUCAAUCCUUCCGACUCGAUCUCUCUCUGCCUCCGUCAACCUCCGCUUCAAUCUUUCUUUCUCCUUCACUCAGAAUUUUUCAGCGACUCCGCUUUGCCAAACUUUUCCCUUCAGACUAGGCCAAAGGACGGCCAAAAUGGGGGGAGGAAUGGAGGCUAACAAGAACAAGUUCAUAGAGGAGUGGGGUUCUGCAAGAGAGAACCUUGAGCACAACUUCCGUUGGACACGCCGCAACUUUGCCCUUAUUGGAUUGUUCGGCAUAGCCAUCCCAAUCUUCGUCUACAAGGGUAUCGUCAAAGAAUUUCAUAUGCAAGAUGAAGAUAACGGUAGACCAUACAGAAAAUUUUUGUGAGCAUUGAGAGAAAUGCUUGCGAACAAUGUUCAAUGAAGAACAAAGUUCCAUUUUCUGAUAUGAAUGAAUUGUUUGCACUUUUAUUAUAUAAAUUUGUGGCGAAGUGAUGUUAGCAGCCAGUUUACUUUGCUUUGGAAUUGUAUUUUGCCAUUGUUAUCUAACUUUGCUUGUUUUUUUUUUUGUGAGCGUUGAGAGAAAUGCUAAACUGUUUGCACCAAUAAAAUUUGUGUCAAUGUUAACAGGCCAGUUUACUUGGUUUUGGAA
Humulus lupulus (European hop) is the source of this 647-nucleotide messenger RNA. RefSeq lists its product as uncharacterized. The transcript is spliced from 2 exons. Bases 168 to 383 code for a protein of 71 amino acids. The record is from RefSeq and is a predicted model, not a curated record. NCBI's taxonomy places the organism in Eukaryota, Viridiplantae, Streptophyta, Magnoliopsida, Rosales, Cannabaceae.